Echinops telfairi (small Madagascar hedgehog) is the source of this 1478-nucleotide messenger RNA. RefSeq names its product eukaryotic translation initiation factor 4A3 (gene EIF4A3). Lineage: Eukaryota; Metazoa; Chordata; Mammalia; Afrosoricida; Tenrecidae. Gene Ontology annotation, cellular component: nucleolus; catalytic step 2 spliceosome. Bases 47 to 1282 code for a protein of 411 amino acids. The transcript has 12 exons. Gene Ontology annotation, molecular function: RNA helicase activity; mRNA binding; ATP binding. The record is from RefSeq and is a predicted model, not a curated record.
CCUCUGCGGCCUGCCGGCGCGCGUUUUUCCCGGCCGACCUGCAGUUAUGGCGGCCACGGCCACGAUGGCGACCUCGGGCUCGGCGCGGAAGCGGCUGCUCAAGGAGGAGGACAUGACCAAGGUGGAGUUCGAGACAAGCGAGGAGGUGGACGUGACGCCCACCUUCGACACCAUGGGCCUGCGGGAGGACCUGCUGCGCGGGAUCUACGCCUACGGUUUUGAAAAGCCAUCGGCGAUCCAGCAGCGUGCCAUCAAGCAGAUCAUUAAAGGCAGGGACGUCAUCGCCCAGUCCCAGUCUGGCACCGGCAAAACAGCCACCUUCAGCAUCUCAGUCCUGCAGUGUCUGGACAUCCAGGUUCGUGAGACCCAGGCUCUGAUCCUGGCUCCCACCAGAGAGCUGGCUGUGCAGAUUCAGAAGGGCCUGCUUGCUCUCGGCGACUACAUGAAUGUCCAGUGCCACGCCUGCAUUGGUGGCACCAACGUGGGGGAAGACAUCCGAAAGCUUGACUACGGGCAGCACGUGGUCGCCGGCACGCCAGGCCGCGUCUUUGACAUGAUUCGUCGCAGGAGCUUGAGGACACGCGCCAUCAAGAUGCUGGUCCUGGACGAGGCCGACGAGAUGCUCAAUAAAGGCUUUAAGGAACAGAUCUACGACGUGUACAGGUACCUGCCACCGGCCACGCAGGUGGUGCUGAUCAGCGCCACGCUGCCCCACGAGAUCCUGGAGAUGACCAACAAGUUCAUGACGGACCCCAUCCGCAUCCUGGUGAAGCGCGAUGAGCUGACGCUUGAGGGCAUCAAGCAGUUCUUCGUGGCCGUGGAGAGGGAGGAGUGGAAGUUUGACACUUUGUGUGACCUCUACGACACGCUCACCAUCACCCAGGCGGUCAUCUUCUGCAACACCAAGAGGAAGGUGGACUGGCUGACGGAGAAAAUGCGGGAGGCCAACUUCACGGUGUCGUCGAUGCACGGGGACAUGCCACAGAAGGAGCGCGAGUCCAUCAUGAAGGAGUUCCGGUCCGGCGCCAGCCGAGUGCUCAUUUCCACAGACGUCUGGGCCCGGGGGCUGGAUGUCCCUCAAGUGUCCCUCAUCAUCAACUACGACCUGCCCAACAACAGAGAGCUGUACAUCCACAGGAUCGGGCGGUCGGGUCGCUAUGGCCGCAAGGGCGUGGCCAUCAACUUUGUGAAGAACGAUGACAUCCGCAUCCUGAGGGACAUCGAGCAGUACUAUUCCACCCAGAUCGACGAGAUGCCCAUGAACGUUGCUGAUCUCAUCUGAGGACCCACCAUGUGGUGCUGAAGAUGCCGGAGGCACAUCUCACACCCCCACUUGGGGGUGGCUUUCAGUUACUGGGGGUUGGUGUGAUCCCUGUGCCCACCCCAACAGAAGCUGGGGGACUCACGCUGUCUUUACCCACGUGUAAAUAUGUUGCAGUUUUUGUUUUUUCCCAUUAAACAUGAACUUUUCCUACAAA